Messenger RNA from Anolis sagrei ordinatus, 2389 nucleotides. Lineage: Eukaryota; Metazoa; Chordata; Lepidosauria; Squamata; Anolidae. The record is from RefSeq and is a predicted model, not a curated record.
GGGAGGAGUGGCAGGCAGAGCUUAUGCAGGCAGAGGAAGCCAUGAAGGAGACAUGCGGAAUUUAUUUGGAGAACCAGCCGCGGAGGCGCUACGGGAUCACUUCUCCAAUUAGCUUGGCAUUUCCAAGGGACAUAGAUCGCAUCAACACAGAGAAGCUGAUCGAAGCCAUGAAGCCUUUUGGUGUGUUUGAAGACGAGGAAGAGCUGAAUCGCAGGUUAGUUGUUCUGGACAAACUAAAUAAUCUGGUCAAAGAGUGGAUUGUGGAAGUUGGUAAAAAUAAGAACCUCCCCCCUUCAGUGUCAUUGAGUUCCAGUGGCAAAAUAUUGACGUUUGGCUCCUAUCGGCUUGGAGUACACACGAAAGGUGCUGACAUAGAUGCUCUCUGUAUUGCCCCCAGGCACGUGGAAAGAUCAGACUUCUUCCAGUCAUUCUUUGAAAAGCUGAAAAUUCAAGAUGGCAUCAGAAACUUAAGAGCAGUCGAAGACGCAUAUGUGCCAGUAAUAAAAUUUGAAUUUGAUGAUAUUGAGAUCGAUCUUGUGUUUGCAAGGCUGCCGCUGCCCACCAUUUCUGAUAACCUGGAUCUUCGAGAUGAUUCAAGUCUGAAAAGCCUCGAUAUAAGAUGUAUUCGAAGCUUAAACGGUUUCAGAGUCACUGAUGAGAUACUUCAUUUGGUACCAAACAAGGAGAACUUCAGGCUGACACUCAGGGCAAUUAAACUGUGGGCGAAACGACGUGGCAUUUAUUCCAAUAUGCUGGGAUUUCUUGGUGGUGUUUCUUGGGCCAUGCUGGUGGCGAGGACGUGCCAGUUGUACCCGAACGCUUUGGCGUCAACGCUGGUCCAUAAAUUCUUUGUGAUCUUUUCAAAUUGGGAAUGGCCCACUCCUGUCUUGUUAAAAGAACCUGAAGAGAGCAAUCUCAACUUGCCUGUUUGGGACCCCAGGGUAAACCCAUCUGACCGGUAUCAUCUGAUGCCCAUCAUCACACCAGCCUACCCUCAGCAGAAUUCGACUUACAAUGUGUCCACUUCAACCCGAGCCAUAAUGGUAGAAGAAUUCAAACACGGUCUCGUGGUCACAGAUGAGAUUUUUCAAGGAAAGUCGGACUGGCCAAAGCUACUGGAACCACCCAAUUUUUUCCAAAAAUACAAGCAUUACAUCGUACUGACAGCCAGUUCUUUCACUGAAGAGCACCAUUUGGAAUGGGUCGGCCUAGUAGAAUCCAAAAUCCGUGUACUUGUUGGAAACUUGGAGCGGAAUGAAUUUAUUACCCUCGCACAUGUCAAUCCACAAUCCUUUCCUGGGAAUAGGACACAACCUAAAGAGAGUGAUUAUGUGUCUUUGUGGUUUCUGGGAAUAAUUUUCAAGAAAGCAGAGAAUGCGGAGAGCGUAAACAUUGACUUGACCUAUGAUAUCCAGUCAUUCACCGAUACAGUUUACAGACAAGCCAACAAUAUCAACAUGUUGAAAGAAGGCAUGAAGAUUGAAGCUACUCACGUGAAGAAGAAGCAGCUCCACUAUUACAUACCAGCAGAUUUGUUGCAGAAGAGGAAGAAGAGUAUGCCGGAUGUUGGGCGCCACACUCGGCUGGUGUUGAAAAGGACAUCUUUGGACAACGGCUCCCUGUACGCUUCUAGGGACACCGAAGAUGCAACGCAGCUCAAAGGUCUUACUUCAUUUGGUGGUCUAGCAAAUCCCAGCAGUCAGUCUCUUUCAAAAGAAUUAGAAAGGCCAGCUGUCUUUCAGAGAACCACCUUCUUUGCAAGUAGAGAGGAUCCACUGAAAGUAAUUCAACCUCCGGUGUCUUCUCAAGGGAUGUCCAUUCCAACUGUCCCUUCGCGUGGAGCAGACACAGCACCACCUCCUGGGAUCCAGAGCAUUUCCAUGGGCUUUGAGCAGAGUACAAUUCCUGCAACUAUUGAGCCCAUUUCUGCUGAUUCCUUGGAGUGCCAGGACGACAUGGCUUCUGCGAGCAUUAAAAAUAGUUCCGCACAGAAACGGGUUCAUUCGCCUGCCGCAGGAGAGGCUCUGAAACGGCUGAAAGAUACAGAGAAGCAAAGCCUUGGAAAAACUAUGCCUGUUCAAACAAUUGGUACACUAAGAUCACAGCGGCUUCCUAGUAAAGAACUCCCGGAUUCAUCUUCACCGGUUCCAGCAAGUAGCAUUCGCGUUGUGAAAAACUCCAUCCGAUUGACUCUUAACAGAUAGCAGUCCUUCUUCGGGAAAAGGUACUGCACAGACUUGAGCUGCCAUUGAAUGUUUCAAGCUUCCAUUUCUAAAACCCGUGGCCUGUGGGCAAACUUCUAAUGCAUUCCCUGGGACGACUACCUUUAUUUCCACUCUGCAGAUGCAUAGAUUUAUUUUAAGACUUGGGUUUGAAUUAUUUUGUGUUG